GUCACCCGCCAACGUCUGUCUUUUCGACACAGCAAAUAAUCCAAAAUUUUCUUCAUUAAUCAAUCAAAAUCACCAAUCUUUAAUAAAUAGUAAAUAAAUAAAUUUAAAGGAAAUUGCUCUUCGGCUUCGAUUCUCAUGAAUUCAAAUAUUGGUUUUCCUUCGGGAAUCUAACAUUUUUCUCAGGAACUUUCCUCAGAUCGCAAUUAGGUUUCUACAAUCAAGAACGGCCAUGGAUGAGAUGUUAUCCGAUCUAAUGUAUUUCGUGAAGAACCCCUCUUUUACAGAGACAUUCGUCGACAUCGUGCUCUGCGCAGUACCGAUUUGGCUCGCCGUAACGAUCGGUCUUUUGAUCGGAUGGUCUUGGCGUCCGAGAUGGACCGGGCUGAUCUACCUAGGGUUGCGUUCUAAGCUUCGGUUUCUGUGGACUGCUGCGCCGCCUGGGUUCGGCGCGCGGCGGCUUUGGCUCGCUUUCACAGCUCUCUCGGCUUUCUCCGUUUGCCGCAGCUUAUGGUCCACGAGAGCCAACAAAUCGACGAAUGGUUCGCCUUCGUCGCAGCAGGCUAAUGUAGAGGAGAGUCUUCAAAGUGAUGAAGUUUCCAGGGCUAGCGAUGAUAACACAACGGUGAGAGAGGAGGAGAUUGUGACGGAGAAUGAUCUAGAGCAUUUGCUGCAGCUGCUUGAAGUCGGAAAUGCGACCAGGGAAUGGCAAUCCAUGAUGGACAAGACUACUCCCAAUAUGAGUUACCAGGCUUGGCGUCAUGAGCCUGAGACAGGUCCUGUUGUUUAUCGCAGUCGAACCAUAUUUGAGGAUGCAAGUCCAGAUAUUGUUAGGGAUUUCUUCUGGGACGAUGAGUUUCGACCUAAAUGGGAUUUCAUGCUUGCCACCUUCAAAACUUUGGAGGAGGAUACUCAGACAGGAACGAUGAUUGUUCACUGGAGAAAAAAGUUUCCCUUUUUCUGCAGUGACCGAGAGUAUAUCAUUGGCCGGAGAAUAUGGGAGUCCGGAAACAAGUAUUAUUGUGUGACAAAGGGAGUUCCUUAUCCAGCUCUGCCAAAGCGUGAUAAACCGAGGCGCGUUGAGCUUUAUUUCUCAAGUUGGGUUAUCAGAGCAGUUGAAUCCAGAAAAGGAGAUGGACAGCCAUCGGCUUGUGAAGUAUCUCUAGUCCACUACGAAGACAUGGGCAUCCCAAAAGACGUAGCAAAGUUAGGCGUCCGUCAUGGCAUGUGGGGAGCAGUCAAGAAGCUAAACUCCGGUUUACGAGCCUACCAAACCGCCAGAAAAUCAGACUCGAGUCUAUCCCGGAUCGCUCAAAUGGCAAGGAUCACCACAGUACUGAACAUGGAUUCUAGAGGAGACGAUGACAGAAGCAGAGCAAUGGGCAGCUACGCAAGGAGACAACGGGACCAUUUGAGAAUGGACUGGAAAUGGGUCGUUGUAGGAGGUGUUGCCUUGGCUUGUGGCCUUCACACUGGUGUCAUUGGUAAGGCUUUACUGGCUGGAGCUGGUCAGAGACUUGCUCGUAGGUGAAAAACCUUAAUCGUAUUCUUAUUAUCUUCCAUUGACAGAAGAAGAGAAAUGUUUACAUAUAAAGCUAAAGCAGAUGUUUUUUUUCUUGCAACUCCGAUACGAAGAGCAUGUGGUUUUGAUGGUGAACCAUGUAUAGUAGUAGCAUUAAGCUGCGGAGUCUAAAUUGUUUGGAUGAGACCUAUCUUGUUACAUUGGAGACUUGAGAUAUCUAUGUAUCUUAUAAAUGAUAUAAAUCUACAAAGCUCCUAAAAGCUUACAGUCUUUGCA
Molecule: messenger RNA, 1795 nt
Organism: Raphanus sativus (radish)
Lineage: Eukaryota; Viridiplantae; Streptophyta; Magnoliopsida; Brassicales; Brassicaceae
Exons: 6
Coding region: 230-1528 (432 amino acids)
Molecular function (GO): lipid binding
Source: RefSeq, a predicted model, not a curated record